Paraglomus brasilianum is the source of this 933-nucleotide messenger RNA. The record is from the annotation of a GenBank genome assembly. Lineage: Eukaryota; Fungi; Glomeromycota; Glomeromycetes; Paraglomerales; Paraglomeraceae.
AUGGGCGAACCUAAUAAUAUGAACGAUUAUAUCGGAAUUUAUAACAACAUUUAUCAACCGGAGAGCUUCAAUUCUAAUCCUACAAUUCAAAAGUAUGUUAAUUUGCAAGCCCAAGCCCAAGCCCAUCAACCUCAUACUCAAGAUGUCCGUCCUCACGCUACCUCUUUUUCUCUCGAUGGUAAUAUCAAUAUGACGUCUAUGAAUACUAAUAUUAGUUUGCAAGCACAACCUCAUGCUCAAAAUAUCUGCUUUCAUGUUACUUCUUUUUCUCUCCAUUGUAAUGUAGAUAUGACGUAUAUGAAUACUAAUUCUCCAAGUCGAAUGCUGCAAGCCCAACGGCCUUAUGCUCAAGAUGUCCGUCCUCCUGCCACUUUCUUUCCUUUCAGCGGUAAUGUUGAUAUGACGUCUAUGAAUACUAUCAACUACGGAAAUACUGGAAAUCAUACAACAUCGUAUCAAGAUGACGCCAUGAAUGAACAGUUGAAUCCAUCGAGUCGCGAACAAGUCGAAUCUUAUAGCUCUUGUCCACUCUGUGGCUCGUCCAACGGACAUUUUGGUACGAUCAGCAGUCAAUCUAUUACUAUUACAUAUACUCUUACGCCAAUGCACACGCAAGCAUCGCUUUCAUUCAACAACUCUAAUGUAUUCAACGAGCCCGCAAGCCUCGAAUUUGUGGUUACGAAAGAAGUACGAAUUCAAUCAGUGUUGGACAGGGUACCAGCUGCUAGCAUUGGCGAAGUUACUCUUCCAAGAGCACGUAAGCUUUCAAAAUUCGAGCGUACUCAAUCUCCAGCCGUGAUCAAUGAUAUAUCAAAAAAACUCCGCCACGUAGUUGGCAAGAUCACACUUGCGAAUCCAUUCUCAUCCACCUCGCACGAGAUGUCGAAAGUUGAAGACAGAACGUUGCAUGGAAAAAUUGAAUCUAAGUUUUAA